Halteromyces radiatus is the source of this 1583-nucleotide messenger RNA. RefSeq names its product ammonium transporter AmtB-like domain-containing protein. Bases 12 to 1445 code for a protein of 477 amino acids. The record is from RefSeq and is a predicted model, not a curated record. Gene Ontology annotation, cellular component: plasma membrane. Lineage: Eukaryota; Fungi; Mucoromycota; Mucoromycetes; Mucorales; Cunninghamellaceae. Gene Ontology annotation, biological process: ammonium transmembrane transport. The transcript has 4 exons. Gene Ontology annotation, molecular function: ammonium channel activity.
CAAUAUCAUUGAUGGAUAAGAAUAAUUCAGAUCAUUCACAAUAUUUUCCAGGAGAUAUAGCUUGGGUAUUAGCAUCAACAGCUCUUGUAUGGUUGAUGAUUCCUGGUGUGGGAUAUUUUUAUGCUGGAAUGGCUAGAACUUCUAGAAAUGCAUUAGCUAUGAUUAUGUGUAGUGUUUUAUGUUUGGUGGUAGUCACUUGCCAGUGGUUUAUUUGGGGUUAUAGUCUUUGUUUCAGUAAAACAGCUUCUUAUUUUAUUGGCAAUCUUGAUAAUGCUUUACUUCGUAAUGUACUAGGUGAUCCUUCCAUUGGAAGCGAAGAUAUUCCUGAUCUCAUUUUUAUGAUCUUUCAAUGUAUGUUUGCUUCUCUUACACCUGCUUUAGCUAUUGGAUCAGCUGCUUCAAGAGCACGUUUAUUCCCAUUAAUAGUCUUUGUAUUUAUCUGGUCGACUUUAGUUUACGAUGUGAUAGCGUGUUGGACAUGGAAUCCUAAUGGAUGGAGUUACAAACUUGGCGUACUUGACUUUGCAGGUGGAACUCCAGUUCAUAUUACUAGUGGUUUUGCAAGUUUGGCUUAUGCUUUAAUUAUUGGACGAGGUAUAACAGAUGGACAACAACAACAACAAUUGUAUAUUAGCAAACCACAAAAUAUGUCAAAUUUAAUCACAGGUUGUGCUUUUCUUUGGUUUGGAUGGUUUGGUUUCAAUGGUGGAUCUGCUCUUUCUGGAACUUUACGAGCUGGUAUGGCUGUAUUGGUGACAAAUCUGGCUGCUUCCGUGGGUGCUCUUGCAUGGAUGGGUAUGGAUUAUUGGAAACAACGAAAAUUUUCUGCUCUUAGCUUUUGUUCAGGAGCUGUGGCGGGUUUGGUGGCUAUUACUCCUGCGGCAGGUUUUGUUGGACCUGGACCAGCUGUUGCUAUUGGUUUUCUUGCUGGUGUUGGAUGUAAUUGUGCUGCCCAUUUGAAACAUUGGUUGAAUUUUGAUGAUGUGGCCGAUGUCUUUGCUAUUCAUGGUGUUGGUGGUUAUUUAGGAAGUGUGCUGACAGGUGUUUUUGCUGAAAAAUAUAUUGCAGGAUUAGAUGAUAUGGUAAUCGAUGGUGGGUGGCUAAAUCAAAACUGGAUACAAGUACCUCAUCAAAUGGCCGAUGCCACUGCUGGUGCUUGUUGGUCGUUCUGUAUGACUUACCUCAUCUUGCUAGUGAUGGAUCGUAUUCCUGGUUUAUCUAUGAGAGUACCUCGUGAAGAUGAUAUUCAACAAUUCCUCAUCAAUCAAAACAAUCAAAUGAACCAUGAUAACAGCAACAAUGCCAUCAGCUUCUCAUCAGAUCAAAAAUCGGAUCAUCAUCUCUCUUAUUAUCAUAUUGGGAAAGUCGUGACCAUCAAUCAAGAAACUGGUGAACAAAGGAUAGUUAGAGAUGAUAUGAUUGAAAUGCAACGUCAACAAUAUUAAAGAAACUCCACUAUCAACAUGUAUUUCAGCUCAUUAUAUCAAGAUCUCUUUCGGUCUCUCUUUUGCUAGUGUAUAUACCCCUUCUUUUAUAUAUAUAUAUUCUUUAGUUGUACUAUAUCAUUUAAUUUUAUAUUUGUC